Molecule: messenger RNA, 19790 nt
Organism: Cinara cedri
Lineage: Eukaryota; Metazoa; Arthropoda; Insecta; Hemiptera; Aphididae
Source: the annotation of a GenBank genome assembly
CUGGAUUAGUAGAAACUUAUUUUUCAAGAUUUGUACAUUCCAAACUUUUACAUUCCAAGUUUGUACGGUAUUAGGGUUCAAAUUUUGAUAACCGUAAACGCUGGAUUCAAGAUUUGUAUUUUCAAGAAUUGUACUUUCCAACUUUGUACAUUUCAGAUUUUUACAUGUACUCAUUGUAUCAUAGUUCGUUUUUUGAAGGUAAAUAUUAAUACACAUAUUUAUUAGUUUACAUUUUUUUUUUUAGUUACUAUAGAUACUAUAUAUUAAAUAAGUAUGUAAAAUUUUAUCAUGGCUUCACACAGUGGUGGAUUGGGCCACCGGUAAUUCAGAAGUUUUCUUUGGGGGCGGGCCGCUACUUCAAAUAACUAUUUUAUGUCAAAAAAUUAUGUUGCCAUUUUGAAGUACAUGUUUUAAUUUUUUUAAAUUUGAAAUAUCUCUAAAAUAUACAUUUAAUGAAAUGUAGGUACAUAUACAUGAUGAUUCUUUAAGCGCGCUUAACACAUUUCAAAUUCUGUGCGGAAUGAAGAAGCUUAUGGUUUUACAUUGGUUUAUUAUUUUUCUUUUAUCUGUGAACAACUUUUCUUCUAACAAUUUUGCUUCAAUUUACAAUGAUAGCAAUUUUUCUGAAAGGAAAUUGGUCUGGGGAGGUACUUUUUUGAUUUUUUCUAUAUAUUGGAAAAACAAAAAAAAAAAAAAAAAAUGGGAGGAAGGGAAAAUAGGUACAGUUUUAAACAAAUAUUAUUAAAGUAAAUGUAUAAUACAUACAUUUUACUAUAAUAUGACAUAUAUUUUGUUGACAAAGUAACUCCGUUCAUAAUUGUUAUUUCGAUAGCAAUGGUUUAUUGUUGCUUACAGAUGCAUUAAAUUCCCAUCUGUAUUCUAUAUUUCGAACUUGCCACAAUAUACUUUUUAAAUGUUGUGGAAAAUUAAGUACUUGAUAAAUGUAGGCUUUAGCUACAUUUAAAAAUUUCAAAAAUCAGAAUUCGAAUACAUUAAGCAAAAUUUAAUAAAAACAAAAAUGGGUGAGCACAAUUUGUGAAUCACUCUCUAUUUAAAGAAUUUAUUUACUCCUUUAAGCCUGAGCUUGUAAUGGAAUAGUGUUCAAUAAUACAAAAAUAAUAGUUUUUUUUUUUUUUAAUUAACUAAAAUAUUACAUACAGAUAGGUUUUCCAACAUAGCUUUUAUUGAGUAUUGAGUAAUCUUAAACAAAUUGUUUUUUUAUACUUAAUUAUUAUAAAAUAUAUUGUUUAGGGUUGUCAUGAUACAAAUAAAAUUAGAUUAAAAAUAUGAUGGACACAUAUAUCUUACCUAUGUAUUAAAAAAAAAAAAAAAACAUUUUAUAUACUAUAGCAAUAUGGCAGAAAUUGUGAUUAUUUUUUAUUACAUUAUAAAUUUAUUAUAAAAAAAUACAAAUUUUAUUUUUAAAAAACAUUUUUAAAAAGAUUAUUAUAAAACAUGAAAUUAAUAAGCAGGGCUUAGGACUUAUAGCACUUAAAAUCUACAAAAAAAGAAUUUAGAAAUAUUUUAUAGAAAAUAAAAAUAAUAGAGAACUAUGAAUUAUGUCUUUUAAAUCAUUUAAUCUUUUUUACAAUUUAAAAAAAGGUGGAGUAUUAUAAAAAGUGACAGACUUGGUUUUCCAAGACGUAUGGCAACCUUAUAUUGUUGUUUACACACAUGUUAUGUUAAUGAUUUUCUGAAAUGACACUAUACAGUUAACUUGAGAUGAAUUUUCAAAUUCAACAAUGUAAAUAGUUACUAACUAAAUUUAAUUACUUGUAGAUACCCUAUAUGGUAAUGUGAUAGUUUUAGUUUAGUUAAGGGAAUAGCAAUGUAGUUGUUUUUAAUUUUUAGAAAUUUAGUAAAAGAGCUUUAAAUUAUGCAAAUAUAAAUAACAGCAAUAAUUGACUCGUGGAAUAUACUAGUAAAUACUUAGUAAAAUCUGAGGUUUAUUGUGGUGUCCUGUGAUGCAAGAAUUAAUCAAAUUUUCUCAGAGUGUCUGUACAGAAGUAAAAUAUAAUUACACCCAAACAAAUUUACAUAUUUUCAAUUGAAGUAAAAAAUGUAAGUUUAAUUAUUUAAAGUCAGUAAAAAUUGAUAUAAAUUAAAAUUAACACAUUAAAAUAUAAAUAAUAUUACAAAUAAAUAAAUAAUAUAAGUUUAUAUUAUUUUAAAAUAAACUAUUUAUUAUGGGUUUUUUUAAUUUAAAAAAUUGUAUACAUAUAUAUAAUAUGAGAACCUUAUAUUAAAUUAAAAAGUAUGAUAGAAGUGCAAGCAAAUAAUUGCACGUAUUGUAAAAAGUGAAAAUGAACAAAAAAUAGUUGAGACAUUAAUCAUAGUUGUACCUGUUAAUGAUAUUAAUGAAAAAUAUGUAUAAAUAAAUAUGGGAUUAUCGUUCACACAUCACUGUAUUACUGGGUUUAUAGAUAUUUUUAGGGUCCUUUCUUGUAGACUGCAAACGUUUUUUGGCUUCUGAUAUUCUAUGUUCUCUUUCCAUAAUCUAAACAAAUUUAUAUUUUAAUACAAACAUAUUCACUAUACUAUUAUAAAAUGUUUACUUACAUUUUUUUCAAUUCGUUUAAUUAUAUUCAUUUUUUCUGUUAUUUCCUCUUCAUACUUAGUAAAAAAAUCUUUUUCUACUAAACUGUGACAUCUAUUACAGACUUCAGAUCUAUUAGAGACUGAAGUACUUUCUAAAUAACCAAUACAUUGGUCAUGAACAUAUCCAUCAUAGCCUAAACAUAUUUGAAUCAUGUCAAUUUUAGACAAAAGAUUUUCUAAUGCAAUCUUAUUAUCAAUAGUUUCAUUGUACUCAUAUCGUUUGUUAUUUAUAUAUAUCAUUGGCACUAAACUAUUUUUAAAGAAAAUUUUUUUCACUGGUUCCAUCAACUCAUUUCGCUCAAUAAAAACAGUGUUAUUUUGUUCUUUAUGAUAAAGACUUCUCCAAUACAAAUUAGGAAGUACAACUGCUUUGGAAAUAUCUCGAAUUAAUGUUGACUUUUCUAUAUUGUCAUUACCAGUCACACUAAUGGGAGCCCCUGAAUUCAUCAUAAUAAAAUUGUCUGCUGAAGUUAUAGGACAUUCAUAAUCAUCCAUUGGUUCUAAUUUUAUUUCUUUUUGUGAUAUGUCAAUUUGAUUAACACUUAGUUUUAAAAUAGGAUUUGGAGGAUUAGCUAAUUCAUCACCCAAUGAAAGGUUUUCUGAAAUAUUAACACUUGUUAGUGAAGAAUCAUUAGUCGACGUUGAUGGUUUAUCAGUGGGUCCAGGUUUUUUUUUUAAUGGUUGUACUGAAACACAAGGGGAUUUGAAUACAUUAGUAGAAUUAAUUGUUGAUACCGGUUUUCUUUGUUUGUAACUCGGUUCUCUUAUAAUAGAUACAGAAUUAUUAUUCACAAGAUUUUUUAAAGUAGAUUCUACAGAAUUAGACAUAACAUUAUCUGUUAAAGAAGUUGCUUUUGCAAUAUUAGCUGAAUCAAUUUCUGAUGGGUUAAUAUUUGAUUUUAGAGUUAUUGAAACAGAACCAUUAGUAAAUGUUUUUGGGAGUAUUUUUAUCAAAUUUGAUUUUGAAUUGUUAGGUGUAGAACUGCUGAUUGAUGCUUUUGAAAGUACACCAGUAGGUUCAGUAAUUAAUGUUUGUUUUGAAAUGUUUUCAGUAGAAUUAACUGGCAAUAACUGUUUAUCAUGUUUAUCGCCUGAUUCCAUUAUAAUAGACACAGAACUAUUAGAAAGCAUUUUUUUAAUUCUUGUACUAGAUUUAUAAGCUGAAAUUGUUGAAGGCAUUGGUUCAACUGUUCUUUCUGAUGGUUGUCUUAAAAUGGAAUGAGUGUCAACUUCUGUUAUAUUAAUUACUGAUGCAAGUUUGUCGUGUAUAAGAUUUGAUUGAGAAAUAUUUGAUAUAGGCACAGAGUUAUGAGAAAACAUUUUUUCAGUUCUUGAUCCUGACGCAUCAGCUGAAGGUAUUGGUAUUGGCAUUGGUACUGGUAUGGGCUCACUUCUUGUUUCUGAUAAUGGUUUUAAAAUUGAAUUAGUAUCAAUUUUUGUAUAAGUAACUAGUGAUUUUUGAUCAUUAUAUAUGGGACUUGAUUGAGAAAUAUAUGAUGAACUGUUAUUAAUCAUUGUUCCUGGAAGUGUAUUUGUUAACACUUCAUUUAAUUUGAAUGAUGAAUGGCCUACAUCUUUGGGCAAACCCUCAAAUUUUAGUAGCUUUUUUGGUCCUUCUAAAACAAAAUUGAAUUUAUGAAAAAUAUUAAAGUAAUUCUAACAAUAAUUAUUUUAAAAUGUUAUAUUUUUUCCAUACCGAUUGAAUUAUGUAAUUUAUAUUUCUUUUUGACAUUAUCACUUAAAUGGUCGAGGCCAUCUUCACAUGGUUUUAUUACUGAUGGUACAACACCAGGUGCCAAUGAUUUUGUAUCUGGGAAAUCUUGGGGUUUAAAAUGAAGCUCACAUACACGACUAGAUUCAGUUAAUGGCAUGCCUAGUGCUGAACUCCAUUUGUUUAUAUCUUCCUGUAAAACAAAUUAAAAUUAACAAAGAAUAUUAAAAUAUUAUACGUAUACAUAUUUAAUAUAAGAAUAAAAAUUACAAUUGGUGGACUGAAUAGAAAAAUUAGUUCAGGCAUCAUAGUUUCCUCUGCAAAAUUACUGAUGCAUCCUGGUACACAACAUAUUUCAAAUAUUUUAGUGCUUGUAUCCAUAUUUGUUUCAUCAGUCAUGGUCUAAACAUAUAAAACAUAAAUAAAUUGCAUUUAUCAAUUUAAAAAAAGAAACCAUUGAAAAUCAAUUGAGAGAAAAUGCUGUUUAUAGUAAAUGGUAAACUGCCUUCAAACGUGAGUUACCUCACGUAUGAAAAGACAUAGCUUUUUAAAUCGCUUUCAACAUAAUAUCAUUAUUUUUACGAUGCAUUUGUUUACAUUUUAUAUUGUUGUAGUUUAUGAUUUAAAAUUGAUAUUUAAUUUAGUUAUUGGUAUAUUAGGUGUGGUUUUUAAAAGGGAUUUUUUUUUACAUAAUAAGUGUCGAAAUUAAGUUUCUGGUGGGUAAUAGUUGCGUAGUUAAUACUAAAUUAGUCAAUGCAUCAAAUAAUUACAUUUUUUUUUUUAUCAUUUGGUCAAUUAGUUCACUUAGUUUUUAAAGUGGAUACUAUUGUACGAAAUUACCACUGGAAUUAUAACUAAUUUUUAAAAAUAAAACAGUAUGUUAAUUUAAAAGUUCUCUCACAGAAAGUUCUUUGAAAGCGAAAAGAACACCAUGUCAUGUAUUUGAGUUUUUAAAAAAAUUUUAAAGCCGGGUAAGAGGAGAUGAAAGAUUACUGAAAUGUGGGCCAUUUAAUACUCACAUGAUGAUAGAAUAAUAAAUAUCGACAAAGAAACAGUUUAACAAAUUUUACACAAAUAGUUAAAUACAAAGCCAGUGUGAAAACAAUAUUAAAAAAAAAUCUCAGUCAAGUCUAAAAAUACAACCAAAGAAAUGUUUGCUAUUUUCUGUUUUUUUUUUUUUUAAAUUAUGAAUAAUUCUGGCUGUCAAAUAAUGUCCACUUUACACAAUCCUUAAAUUAAAGAGAUAAUCAUAUUAUUUGAUACAUUAACCUUGGGUAGGUAACUAUGUCACCAUUAAUUUCUAAGAUUGAGUGUACUCUAAAAAGAAAAUAAUUCCAUUUUAAAUACUCACAAUUAAAAAAUGCAUAUAUUAAUUUGCUUAUUGCACUAAGGUGCCUAAAUGCAUUAUAAUUUUUAACUUUAAAAAGAAUAAGAUUAUUGAAUAAUAGAUGGAUACCAGGAGGGCUAUAACAAUCUGAAAAGUAUUUCUUUUGACUGCAUUUGCCCGUAAUGUAUAAUUCCAAUCAAUAAAAUAAAAAUUGUAUUUCUCUAGACUGCAUAUCACCAGAAUAUAUUUAUUCGGAAUUGUAUUUGCACAGAAAUUAAAAAAAUCCUAUUUGAGUGUUAAGUAUUUAACCAGACUGUAUUUUUCUUUCAAGAUAUCAGUGACACACAGUCUAGACAAAUACACAUUUUAGGUUUUAGAUUCCAAGUAAAUACGGUUCAGGAUUUAUACAUUCCAUUUACUUUUUGGAAUAAUAAGGACAUUGGAUAAUUUAAGGUAUUCAUGUUUUACAAAGUAAAUAAAAUUUACCUCAUCCAGCUCUAAAGAUGGCUGAAUUAAAUACUCAUUAGUUGUACUUGACUCUUCUAUUGAAGUGCAUUCUAUAUCAUUGUUUUCAAAAGUUGCUGAUUGAGAAGUAUUGAUAACUGUAAAAAUUACAUGCAUUAUAGAAAAUAGAAUAAAAAAUUUAAGAUAAAUAAAUAAUAAAGUUUAGUGAUUUUUUUUUUUUUUUUUUUAUAUACGAUGUUAUACUGUCUUCAAAUUUACGAGUAAAUUUUGAGAUAAACAUUUCGGUGUAGUAAAAUGAUUGAACAAAUAUUAUAAUUUGUAACACCAUAGUAGUAAGAGAAUAUUAUUUUAGAGUGUAACACUUGUAUUUUUUUUAAAAUUAUAAUAAUUGUAUAAUGAAAAUGGAAUAAAAAUAAUAAUUUGUUCGUGAUUUCUUUGGUGUUAUUUUUCUUCCUGUGUAUAUAGAUUUCUAACAUUAAGAGCAGGGUCAUAAGGAAGGUACUAUUUACUAGUAAUAUCAUAGAAGAUUUAAAAUAUUCCCAAUCAUUGUUUAUAUAGCAUGUGCUAUUUACAACUGUAAUCUCUAUCAAAAACUAUUUUCAAAAUACAAAUUCUUCUAGAAAAUAUGCUUAAGUCCAAUUAUUUGAAAUAAUGUUUAACCAAAAGGCACAAAUAGACUUAAUGUAUUCAUUUUUUUUUAUUAAAGUCUUAUACAAAUGUUGUGUGCCAUCUUCAUAGAUAAUAAAGAUAUGGAUAGAGUAUCCACACAUGACCAGUGUUUUAAGAGGGAUUGGUACAGUUACUUACAAUUGUUAUAAGAGUGGCCUAUCCACUAUUUCUUUAUUAUCUAUAGUCCUCUUAUGGACAUAUUGUUAUAAUAUUCAGAUUGGCUAUUGUAAUUAUGGUAACAUUAAGUAAUCAAGACAUACCAAGAAAUUUCCAAAGUUGGCCAAAUUUAAACUUUUUUCUGGUUUAGUUUACAAAGGUCAGUUAAAUUGUUUAGUGUUAUCAAUACAAAUAUCUAGACACAAAGUCACUAGAAUAUUAUUUUUAUUAUUAUAUUAUUAUUUUAUAGUUUUGAAAUAAAACAUUUAGACAGGUAACAGAAAAUUCUUGGAUAACUAUGAUCCUAUAUAGUCUUCUCAAUUUCGAUUCAUACAAGUAUAACUGCACUAAAAAUUAUUUAAAUAGAUAAAUUAUGAAUUUGUAUAUUUCUUACCUUUGUUAACAUGUAAUGUUGGUAUAGCAUUUUGUUUAAGUCUGUUUUUUUUCUUAGGAUUGAUAAACAUAGAUUUUUCAAAAUGUUUUCCACAGACUUUUAAAUGUUUUUUUUUUUUGCUCCGUGCUGCAUCUACUAUUUCUUGAGUUCCACAAUUUUCAACCCAUACAUCCCGAAGAGAACUAUCAGGAUAACUAAAGAAACUCACAUUUGAACAUGGAUACGAGUUCUUACAAUUUUUGACAGUACAGUGAAAAAAGGGGACACCAAAAAAACCUCUGGUUUUCUUUUUUCUCAUCUUUGAAAAAUUAAAAAUAACAUUUAAUUAAUAAAGAAAAAACUAUUCUGAAAAAAGGUUAAAAAAAUUAGUUUUAAAUUGUACUACGUGUGAAAGGGACAAAAGUCGUGAUUAAAUUUUGUAAAAUAAACUAAUAAAAUCUAUGGAGUUUGAUGCUCUAGAGAAAAUAGGGCAAACACCAGUCUGGACACUGCAGGAAAAUUAUACCUUAAGUAUACAAAAAUAUCGUCCAACUACAUCUAAAAAUCUCAAAAAUCAGAAUUUGAAUAUAUGCAUAAUUUACCCCUAAAAAUGGGACGAGCAUGCUUAAUAAAUCAUCUUGUAUAAAUAUAAAAAAAAUUACAACAUAAUAUUUUGUGCAUUAUAGCUAAAAUAGCUUCUUCUUAGACCAAGAGAAAAAAAAAUAAAUGUUGACAAAAUCCAAAUUGUGUAUUAAGAAAUAAUAACCAUUCAAUUCCAUGAUAUUGUUUUUUUCUUUUAUUAUAUCUCAAUAUCUAACUAUCUCGUGUUUCUUCCUAAUAACUAUACCUAUGAUUGAAACUUAUAUCUUUCUAUUAUCAGUCUAUUUCUUUAUAGGUCUAUGUUAAAUAUUUAACAUAGACAUUUUUUAAACAUACAAUUGGAAGAAUUACAUUUAAAGAGAAUAAUUAUAAGGGUAUUGCAUACUUUUCAUUUUCCUUCUUAUUGUUUUAAAAUAAUUUAUAAUUUUAAAAGAGAAAUAAAGAUUUUUUUUAUGACCUAUAUAAAAAACAUUUUAAGAUUUUGAAUUUUAAAAUUUUGUUCCUUAUUUAAUAUUAAAUACAUGUUAAAUAACUUUGGAUUUUAUAACCAAAUAAUUGAAUUGAAAAAAUUAAUUAAGUUAAUAAAUAUAAUAUAAUUAUUCAAUACAUAUAUACCUUUCGGUUUGCAAUUGAAUUAGAUAUUGGAGUUCGGGUUCUAGAAUCUAUUGGUGCUAUAGGAAUAGCUGUUGGUAAUUUCCUCACUGUUUUAUUUGUUUCAUUUUCGAGCAACUGUCUUGAUUUUUUGAUUUUUCUUGAAGAUCUUCUUGGCGAACCCAAUUUAGUUGCUGUAUUAUUUAUAAGAUUGCUGGACUCAGGUGAUUCAUUAUUUUCAUAAAUUUCACUAGAAGAAUCAGUUCACCAAAAUAUGUAAAUUUAAACAUAUAGUAUAUAUAUAUAUAUUUUUUUUUUGUAUCAUAUAUUGAAUUAAACAAUAGUUUAUUAGAAAAAUAAAACUAUAAACAAUGAAGAUACAUUUUUACAAAUUCCAAUUUAAUAAUUCCAGUUAAGACGUAAAACAAAACAAUUACUGGACUUUUUACCGAGUUUAAUAUUAUGAAUUAAUGGAAAUAGUAAUUUAAGAUAUAAAACACCUCUCAAAGUGUGUUGCAUAUCACACCAAGAAUAUGUGGAAUUUAAAUAGGAUAAAUCUCAUAAUAUAUAAAAACCAUUACAUAUGUGGUUUCUAAUUACUUCAAUUUAAAUUAAUGCCAAAUUCAAAGAAAAUAGAACAAUACAUUCAAUUGUUUCAAGCGCAAUAAACAAAUUUACAGAAAAAAUUUACUUUAUUUAAUUUUACUUUUCAGCCAUAUUGGAAUUAUUUUAUUAUGUAAUAUGAUGCCUCUCUCUACUUCAUCAAACCACUUUUUUUAUGUUUCACAUACUCCUUAAAUGCAUUGUUUUUUGUAAAAGGGGUCCUAAAUACUAUAAUUUCUCUCUACCUAAUAUAUACUUAGAUAAUUAAAUUAAAUAAAUAGCAUUUAUUUCAUACUUGUUUGGAAGUUUUGGAAUGGCAUUUGACCGUAGCAAUCGCUUAUCUCCUGGUUUGAAGUCUUCAUCUAAAAAAUGGUCACUACAAAUGCGCUGCCAAUCGAAACAUUUACCCACUUUGAGAUGUUCAACCCACUGAUUUCUUCUUACAAGAUUUCUAGGAAAUCUACAAAAUAAACGUAAAUAAUUAAUGUAAAAACAUUUAUAAUAAAAUGUGACCGUUUAAGGAUUAUACAGUUUACUACUCUAUCAAAUUUAAUUUUUAAUCAACAGUUGGUACUUUUAGCUGAAUAUGUUAAAAUUAUUUUGUGGAAAUAAACUAUAACCAUUCAAAGGUUAAAUCUAAAAGCUAUUAAGAGGUCUCUUCACAAAUAUCUGUCUUAUUUUUUUAUCUGUCUGGCGCGUAAUACUCUUAUAACAUCAGUAAUUUAAUAAUUACAAAAAUGUGACUCUCCAGUUGAAUUUAGAGUAAAUUGACUUAUGUUACAUUUUAUAAAUAAGAGUAUUUACCAUGGGUCCUAAAAAUUAUUAUUUUUAAUAUUUUCAUUUCUCGAAUAAGUCAUUAAUUAUUAAUGGUUAAAACUAAGAGAAAAUCAAUACAAAUCUUGAUAAAAAAUCAUUCACAAUAAUCAUAGUAAAUAUUGUUUUUUUUUUUUUUUUUUAAAUUCUAAACUUAACCAGAGUUGAUGGUUAAAAUGGAAAUUUGAUUUUUGAAUUUAAUUUUAAAUGCUCAAAAAAAUACGUUAUAUUUGGGUCAUUAUAUUCAUGACAUAAGUAUUUUUCUUAAUGUAUUUAGAGAAAAGUAUAAACGCAACAAAUUAUAAGAUGAUUUAAUCAAUAAUUUAUCAAUUCUAGAAAAUAGCAUCUAGAAUAUAAAAAUUUGCGAAAAGAAAACAAUUAAAUUUUUCAUAUUGAUUAGUUUUAAUAAUUAUUAAUUAUAGAUACAAAUAAUAAUUCUUUUAAAAGUAAUACAAAGAAAUGUUUCAAAAUUAUUUUGUUUUAUGCAUUUAAUUUGUAUUAUAAAAAAAUAAUCAUUAUAAUUUAUAUACAAAUUAAAAUGCCUCUAAAUUUUCUUACUAAAGAAUAGAUUUCUACCUAAUCAAAAUAAAUGUAUGGAAAUACAUUAAAUAUAAUUAUAAAAAAUAUAAAUAGUAUUACUACUAGAGAACUUUAAUUUUUGAGUAGUUUCUUACUUGAAUAACAUGUUAUAAAUAAUAAUUAAUACAAAUUACUGAUGAAUGACAACUGAUAAUAUAGAAACAUACUGAAAAACAGUAGAUUGUGUACACUGAAAUGGUUCAAAAAAUGUAUAAGUAAUGAAUGUCGUAAUAUUUACAAAUUAGUGAAAUAUGUAAAGUAAAAUUGACUUAAUUUUAAUAAGAACGACUAAAAUCAUGAACAUUUUUUUAUUAGACUUUAAAAAUAAGCAUUUACAUAUUAUAAAUCUGUUUUCAAUUUAUUACUUAGACAUAGGUAAUAUACUGGUUUUAGAGUAAAGAUAAUCUAGAGCGCAAUAUAUAUAUAGUAUAUUAUAGUAAACAAAUUGUGGUAUUAUAUCGGAGAAUAAAAAAGUUAAAAAAUAUUUAAUCACAGUUUUGUUUUUAUUUCAUCCCUAAAUUUCAAAUAAUCAUUUUAAUAUAUUUAUAAUUAUAUUACUAGAUUAAAAAUGUUCACUUGCAAGAUCAGGUUUGUUAUUUCAUUGCCGAAUAAAAAAUGUUUUAACAGUUAGUACCUAUACCAAUCUUGAAUGGUAUAAGUGCUACAACUUUUAAACUACUUAUUUCCAUAUUUGUAUGAAAUAUUCAUAAUACAAGCAUAAAGUAUAAUCAAUUUUAAAAAAAGAGCAAUCGUUUGAUUGAGUAGUAAAAUUUAUUUGCCUCAAAAAUAUUAGUUAAAAUUAGUACAAAAUACUUACGUAUGAUAUGUAACUGAACUAGAUUUUGUAGUAGAAUUAGAGCAUAGUAUACAUUUAUGCAUUUUAAGACUUAUAAAAUAACUGAAAACAAAACAAAUGAAUGAACAAUUGAAUGCAAGAUUUUACUUCAUUAUAUUAUUAGUUUUAGAAAAGGCUUUAGUUAAUAUUACUAGUCUUACCUUUAUGGAAAGGGAUGAGGAAAAUUAUGAACUUGAAAUCGAACCACGUACAGAAAUUAUUCGUGCUAAAGGUUCGUUAGAUAUACCAAUAAUUUAGUUAGAUCCAUGCAAUUAUGAUAAAUGAUACAAAUUUCACCAAUUAACAAUAAUUAGUCACUAUUACCAAAGAAAUAAUAAAUUCUACAGAAGUUGAGCUAUAGUGAUUAUUCCAAAUAUAAUUUUAACCAACAGGGGAAAAUAAUAACUAAAAAGAAAAAAAUAUAUAAAAACUACAAGGGUAAUGAAGAUCGUCUUACUUGGAAAUCAAGCUCAGAUCAGUUUGAUCAUGGUUUAUUGUUUACUUCGACGAAGUAGAGCAUUCAUGAAGUCAUGACACAGAAGAUAUACGUAAUACACCAACGAGACAUACGAACCUGCACGCCGUUUCGCCUCGGACCGGGCCAAGGUUCGAACAAUGAUAACAAAGAGUCUCUACCAGUGGUUUUCAACCUGUGCGUUGCGGCUCCCAGAAGCGUCGUGUUUUGGUAUCAAGGGAGUGGAGUCACGUCUAUAGUAAAAUAAUAUAUAGUAGAGUAAAUUUAUUUAUAUUUAUUUUUACAUUACCAUCGUUCGUGAGGAAGUCGUUAAUUUGGAUUUCAAAAUCAAAAAAGCUGUAGACCCAAAAAGUUUUAAAACCACUGGUCUCCACCAUAGAAAAAAGAUUAAUUCGGCGUGUUAAUAGUGUUAAACGUUGACACCAGCUGUUUUAUUCUGUGACUAGGGAAAGACAACACGGUCUCAACGAUACAGUGUCACCAUUUUAGAAAAUCAUUCAUAAAAUCGUAACAUUAGGUCAGUCCGUAUUUAUCAGCUGAAUAACUCGGACAACUUUUUUAUUUUUUUUUUCCAUUGAAAAGAUAAUGGAUUGAAAUUGAACGUCAUAGCCGCCUAAUCAUUAUAAUAUUUAUGACAUAUUGUUAUUAAGUUUAUUCAAUAACAUAGUACAUACUACAUACCGUCUAUGGGCGUGUAGAUUAAUCGAUUUUAAACGUAUUUAGCCGAAUAUAAGACUAUUACGAUAUCUAACAUAGCUGAAUUAAAUAAUUUGUGUUAAUUAUGCUUACUCAAAGAAAUAAUGAGUGAUAUCGCCCGUUACAGAACAAUAUGGUGAGUAUUGUUUUAAAUGUUUGUACUGAACGCUAUUUUCUGAAUAUAUAGUUAACUGCACAUUCAUUGUAUUUGAUAAAUAGCAAUUAUAUGAUUAUUAUAUAAUUUAAUUAUUUUUAUGUCUUACAACUAACCAUCAAUCGUCGUUUUAGUCAUUUACUUGUAUUUAGUAGUUAUUGUACUUACCAUUUUAUCGACAAUAAAGAAUUUUUGACAGGAUAAUAUAAAAUUGCAAUUAAGAAUAGUUGACUAAGGUAUGAUUUAUGUUAAUUUAAAUUUAAAUUUUAAAUUAAUUCAAAAUAUAUUAAAAUUAAUAUAUAAUUAUUCAGAAUAAUAUUAAAGUAUUGUUAAAUAAUCUUUUAAAAUCUCCAAACAAUUGUAUCUGAAUUACUAUUGGAUCUUGCUAUUAUAAAAUAAUAAUCAUAACGUUUCAUUAUUCUUAUAAUUAAUUUAUCAAAUUAUUGAUUUAUAGUUUUUAAAAAUUAUAAAAUGCAAUAUUUUAAUACACUUUGGUUACAUUAAUAGACAAUUGCUAAUGUUUUAAUAAUAACAGGUACCUAUUUUGAAUACUAGACCGCUUUAAUCUGAGUGUAUUAAUUUAUUAUGUUCAUAUAAUUUUAAAUAGGUAAUAAUUUUAUAUUUAUUAUUAUUGUUUAGAUGCAUUUUAUGUUAUUAUUCAGUCGUCAAGGUAAGCUUAGGCUUCAAAAAUGGUACGUUGCACAUCCAGAUAAAGUGAAAAAGAAAAUUACCAGGGAACUUAUUACAACAAUUCUAGCUAGGAAGCCUAAAAUGUGUAGUUUUCUGGAAUGGAAAGAACUAAAAAUUGUUUAUAAAAGGUAUACUAUUGAAAAAGUUUAAAUAAAAAUAUUUUAUUACAUAAUAUAUUUUAGGUAUGCCAGUUUAUACUUUUGUUGUGCUAUUGAGCAGAAUGACAAUGAACUACUCACUUUAGAAAUUAUUCAUCGCUAUGUUGAAUUAUUGGACAAAUAUUUUGGCAGUGUAAGUUUUUUUGUAACACUACCUAAUAUUUAUUUUCUUAAUAUUUUUAUUGGGAUUGUCUAUUGUAGGUCUGUGAGCUGGAUAUAAUAUUCAACUUUGAAAAGGCUUAUUUUAUAUUGGAUGAGUUAUUAUUGGGUGGGGAGAUACAAGAGACUAGUAAGAAAAAUGUACUCAAGGCUAUUUCAGCCCAGGAUCUCUUGCAAGAGGUUAGUUAUGGAAACACUCCUUUAGAACUUUAAUUUGUUUUUAUAGUUUAAAUUAUUUAAGUAAAUUAAAUUUUGUCAAAUGACAAAAUGCAAAAGUGCAUUUAUUCAAUGUUGAGCUACAAAUAGGUAUAUAAACAUAGUAAUGAUACAUAGGUACUUGCCAAUUAGAAAUCUAAUUUGCUCAUAUUAUACUUUAUUAGCUAGUUUUUUUAUUUCACCAUACUAUGUAUUUAAACUAUUAAUUUCAAAAUUAAUUACAAAAGAUAAAAUUUUAAUGCAUUUGAAUGCAUUUAUGUUAUAUGCAUAAAAAUAUAAGAAUAUAUUAUAAAUAUAUUCAAGAUUCAGUCUAGUCAACUAAAAUGAUAGUCAAAUAUUAUUAUGCUUUAAUGUUAUCUACUAUGUAACUCCAUUUUAUUUAUGAAAAUUACCAAAAUAUAUUAGUUGAAUUUAAUUUUUAUAUUAUUUAAGUUAGUAAAAUCCUUUUUUUUUUUGUAAAAACACAUUUGAGUACAAUAUCUCCCUCUACAUUAUGUAUGUUUUAUGUUUAUUAUUUAUACUAAAGACUUACCUUCCAUAAUGCCUUUAUUAUGCAGCUAAUAAUUAUUAAUAUUAUUUGAUUUAACAUUUGAGCACUCGCAUCAUUUGCCGUAAACGCCAGCAAUUGCGUGGUGGCAUUUUACAAUCCUCCAAAUCUAUUUGCUUUUUUUUCUGAAAUGCCAUUUAGUAAGCUGAUAAAUAAUUAGAGAAUAUUUGACAGUACUAUAUGGCUAAUAUACAAAAAAGUUUAGCAUGGUUUUCUUUAAAAAGACUAUGUAAAUGCUGGCUAUACAAACACCUAAAUGUUUAUAUAAUAUGUAGUAGAGUCCUAUGUUCUUAUACCAUAUUUAUAAUAUGACUAAUAAUUACCCAUAUAUAUUUUUAUUGUUAUAACCUAAUGCUGUUACAUUAUUUAUAUUUUUAGCUUAUUAUUUUAAAUAAAUUAUGAAUUUGAUGAUCUUUUACGAUUGUACUUUUUAUGUAUUCAAUUGUGAAAUUUCAUAAAAUUAGCAAUUUAACUCUUUAAAGUAUAAUAUUUCUAUUUGAAACUAUCAUAAACACUUAGUUAAUGCAAUUCUUUCUGCUUCUAUUACAUUUUUUUUUUUUUUUUUUGUCAUUAGUUUAUUUGUAGCUAAAUAACAAAAUAAUGCAUAUUAAAAAAAAGUUCUGAAAUUUGAUUAUAAUUUUAAAAUAAAUUUAAUAAUAAUAAUUUAUUUAUAGACACCACUUUAUGUACAUAAUAUAUGUUCUCUAAUUUGAAUACAGUAUUUAAAAUUAUUAGUCUUUGUUUUGGAUCAUUAAUAGGAUAUUCUUUUUUCAUAUCAAUUAUUUGGUAUUUUAUAUCUUAAUGCAUUUAUAUUAAAUAUAAUUAAUGCAUAUUGAGUUAUGCACUUUAUUCAAAUAAAUUUUAAAUUUCUUCUAUUGUUUUGUUUUUCUGUUAUUAAUGAUUAUUGAGUUAAUUUGCUAAGUAUUACUAAAAAAAAGUAAUAAUAGUUUAUUUAAAUAUUGCAUGUCUUGCCUUUCACUGUAACAUUUAUCUAGUCCAAUAUUUAAAUUUAAAAAAUUAAUAUUAUCUUAGUUUUUAAUAUGUUUUAAAUUAUCAUUGUUCAUUUCAAUGUGCAUCAUUAGUUAUUAAUCUAAUUACCUAACAGAAUAUUUAUUCUAUAGAUUCAUUAUAAUUUUUGUAACAGUAAUAUUAUGAAAAUCAAAAUAAGUUGGUAUUUAUAUGUGUUAUACUGUGCAUUAUCAUAUUUUAUAAGUUAAUAACUAUUAACCAAUAUUUAUUCGUGUUAUUAUUAUUAAUUUUUUUUUUUUUUUUUUCCAUAAAUUCAUUGUAAAUAUAUUUAACCAAUUUAUCAUUAUGUUUUAUUGAUCAUUAAAGACAUUAAUUCUUUAUUAUUUAAAUCAUUUGAUUUUUGCUAAUUACGUAUUAACACAUUUCAAUAUAAAAUGUAUAAUUAUAUAAUUUUAAAAUUAAAUUUCAGAAUUUUGUUUAAUUAGUUACUUUUUUUUACUAUUAUUACUAAUUCAAUUAAUAUAAAUAUAAAUUUUAAUUUAUUAAAAAAAAAAAAUGAUGUUAAAGAAAAAGUAAUGAAAAUGUUUUUGUUUCAUGUUUUUAUAUAAUAUAUAUUUAGCCUCUUAGGUAAUUUAAUCAAAAUAAAAUACUGUAUACAUCAGGGUUCAUGUAUUUAGUGUUAAGUAUAUUUUGUUAAACUUUAUUAGCUAACAUUGUUUGAAUUCCUUGGGUUAGUUUGUGUUUUUUUUUUGUUUUGAGUGAUCAAUUUUAAUAAAAAAAAAAAAAAACAAAUUAUAAUUGUUAAAUUCUUAUUAUUUUGUUUUUGUAGAUUUUUUUUUAAACACAUUUAAUUUCCAUCCAUACUACCUUACUUGAUUUCUGUCUUAAAUAAUAUAACCUGCAUGAUUUUCAGUUUUUAGAUGCUAUUUUUUUUUUAAUUUUGGGAUAUUAAUGAUAAUGUGUUUGUAUGUAGGAGGAGGCAGUCGAAGGCGCUCUGAAAGAGAUUGGCCUGUUAUGAGGGCAUCCAAUAUAAUUAAUGUUUCAUACAAUUUUAUAACUUGCAAUUAUAUUUGUGAUGUUUUUUUUUUUAUUUUAUAAAUUCAAACAAUGUACAUGUGUCUUUCAUAAAAUAUUAGUCGUGGAUUUGAUGUAAAAACCUAUUCCUGAAUGUGAUGUUUUUAGAAUACCUCAGUCAACUAACAGGUUUCUAUCAUCAACAUUCUAGCAUAAUAAUUUUAAAAAAUAUCAAAUUUAAAUAUAAAUAUAGAGUUUUGUAAACAUCCAUGUGUACUAUUAGUUUUUUUCUAAUUAAUAUUUUUAUUAUUACCUAUUACGUUAUCACAUUAAUUAAAAAAAAUAUAUUAAUUUGAUGUUAAAAUAAAAAAACAAUAAUUUAUGCUUAAGCUCUGUGCUUUUUACUGAUCCGCUCGGCUUCAACUGUUAUUUUUUUUUCAAAUACAAGUGUUUAACUUUAAUAAUCAUGUUAUACUAGUAGAAAGGCUUUGAGGGUUAAUUAUUAUUUUUUUAACAGUUUUGUUCUUAUUUAAAUACAUAGAAAUUUAUAUUUAUGUUAAUACAAUUAAUGUGGCGUUUCAAGAAAUGUCAGCAAACAUUUUGGUGCUACGGUAUGUUUAUAAGAGCACUCAGUGUUUAUAUUACAACUUUUGCCCUAUCCAUUACUUCUUCAAUUAUUUUUUAAUUGUUCAUUCAACCUUUUUCUUUAUAUUUUUUUAAAUUUUGCACCCUGAUUUUACUUUGACAUUAUUUGUUAUUAAUUGUAUAACAUAUUCCUUUAUUUUUCAGGAAGAAACACCUCAAACCUUUUUUGAAGACCAUGGCCUCGGUUAACAAACAUUGAUUGAACACGUACCAUAGACAUUCCAAACUAAUUAAACAAAAUAUAUAUAUAUAUAUAUAUAUAUACAUAUAUAUGUAUAUAUAUAUAUAAAUAUACAUAUAUAUAUAUACGAAAACGAAACAAGUAUUAGACACAAUUUAUUAUACCUACGCCUAAUUAUUAUCACUUUUUAUUUUAAAUGUAUAAAACUAGGUGACUGUAUUAUGUCCGUCCAAUUUUAUUGCAAUUUUUAUUUUUGUGUCUGGGCAAUGGAAAUAAAAAAUAAAUCUUCUUCAUUCUAUACUCCUAUAAUAUUCAUCUAGAUAUAAAAUUUUGAGAGACUAAAAUGAGUGCCAAGUGACUGUAAUCAUUGUAUUUAUGAACACAUAGAAACUGUAUAAAAAAUUGUGUUACAAAAUGUUCUUAAAAGGUGCCGCUUUAAUUAAAAUUGUCACGCCGCUUGAUGUUGAUUUUCAGAAAAUAUGAAAGUUUAAAAAAAAAAAGGAAUACAUAUCGUAAAAGUGAAUUAAUAUUAUACAGACAUAUAUAUAUAAUAUGAAUAUUAAAUAUUUUAAAUUUGUAUGUAUGCCUAAAAAGAAUGCAUAAUAAUAAUUAUAAAUAUGAAAAUUAAAUCGCGUAUCCAAGAUCAAAUAAAAUUCUACAAAUAACCUAUUUCAUAUUUUGUUUCAUGUACUUAUUAUAAUAAAAAUUUAAUACAUUAAUUAGGUUUACUGUUAACUUGCGAAAUGACAGUGUUCUUUUAGAUGAUUGACUUUAUCUAACCUAUUCAAUGACAAGUUAUUAGGUACCUGGUUUAUCUAUAAGUAAAUAAUGAAAUACCUGUAGCCCUAUUAUUUAGAAUAUAGUUGGUGAUGUGUAAGUGCUGAAUAAUUUUUUUCCCAGUUUGAAUCAACAGCAGUGGGAAGUCUGUAUGAAAAUGACUACCCCAUUUCAGCCUGAGUACUGUGUACUUCACUAGCCGUCAAGGAAAUGGCCUUAGGGUAAAAGUAAUCGUUUGGUGUACAGAUGGAUGUGCGUCAGUGUAAAAAUAGCAAGUGAAAAAUGACGUGUAAAGUUUUGUUGCCAGAUAUUAAAAUUAAAAUCUAGUUCACGCAUACAUCAUUUCAGUUGAUUAUUUGGUUGUAGUAUGUCUGAAUAGUAUAAUGACAAUAUUAUUGUACAAUAAAUGAUAAGACCACUAGGACUAUACAAAAAUAGUAUAAAAAACAACACAUUCUAUUUUGAGUUGUUUUUAAAUUAAACUAUGUUGAAUGAUGGUAUUUUGAGUAUUUAGUAUUUAGAAUUAAUAGAACAAUAUGGAAUUAAAGGUUGGCAUUUAUUAUGGUGUGGAUAUACAAAUAUCUGGUAUGUUGUAACUGAAUACUUACAACUGCGAAGUAAUAUCUAGGCAUUUACGUUGCAUAGGUGCAACGUUGACGUACUCAUCUAUUUUCAUGUAAAUUAAAACACGUGUGUUUGUGUAUCGUACGAAAAUCUAUGUAUUGGUCAAACAAGGGGGGGGAUCAAUGAAAGAGGGACGGUUGAAAAUUAUAAAACAAACUAUACCUAUUGGUUCAAAUAGCCAGUGGCGUGGUAGUGAACUCAACAUAUCUUCUAGGUAAAUAUUCAGUUCCCACUCCUUAAAUUUUAGAUUUAGAGUGAAGUGAAGAAGCUUAUGGUUUUACAAAGAUGUCAAUUUUUUUUUUCAUUUGUGUAUAAUUUUUCUACCAGAAGACUUGUUCGAAUUUCUAUAUGUAGCACCUUUUUUGAAAGGAAAUUGGCGUGGGUAGGUAUUUUAAUGAGGUCAUUUUUUGAUUUUUUCAGGAGUUUUCCCAGCGAAUGUGAAAAACCAGGAUAAAACAUGAGAAAAACGUAGGCAAGUUGGGGAAGUCUGUACAGUAUAAAAUAAAUUUUAUUAAAGAAAGUUUUCAAACUUUAAUUAUUUUACUAUAAAAUUACAUAUAUUGUAGACAAAGCAUCACUAUCAACUGAACUCUGUUCAGAAUCGUCUUUUUGUAAGCAAUGGUUUAUCGUUACAGAUAUACAUUAAGUUCCCGUCUAUAUCCUACCUUUUCAACUUCCCACCUACAUCAGUGGCUGCACCCGCAUCCAUUAUCUUACCUUUAUUUUUUAAAUGUCAUGCGUACAUAAGGUAAAACUCCGAAGUCUAUUCCCUUUAUGAAUCUAUCCGUGAUACUCCCCCCGAAAAAUAUGUAAAUUGUUUCAUCCUACCAUCUUGGCUAAAAAUGGUCUCUCAAAUUCUCAUCAUAAAUUAUUUAUAAUGAAACUAAAGUAAUUAUUGCUUUUGGUUCCCUCAAGCUUUUGGCUCUAUUUGUGUUUAUGUUAGGUUAGAUCUAUAUAGUUUUUCUUUUCAAAUAAUUUUUAGAAGCUCAUUUCAAUAAAAUUGUAGUUUUUUAUAACAUAAUUUAGUAUUGUAAUUUAUAUUGUAAUACUGUAUCGUUAUUGGAAAGAAUAAGGCUUUUUAAAACACAGUAAAGGUACUUUUGUGAAAUUUUCAUACAAAGAUAUUACGAUAUUAUACAUAGUGACUAUUAAUAUUUAUUGCGAC